AUGACUGAGAACAGGGCCGCCAGUCAGAUCGGACACACGCGAAGAGAGAGCGGCGAGGCAGGAGUGAACAAGGGCAGUAAGUCGAGCGGUGGAUAUCCUUUGGCCGCGUUGGGUAGCGAGGAUUGGUGUAACCCGAGCCACGGAGGCGUGUUUUCUGACGGCCGACCGUCAGAGAGCUGGGCGCCGCGGCACCAGACCGCGCCGCCAGCGAGGCGAGAGCUGCAGCCGACCGGCCGGACCGGGCGCUGGCAUACCAGGGGGGGCAGGGUGGUGGGCGGCGACCGCCGCAUACCGUCCUACGGCGGGGACUAUCGCUACGCCAGGGAAGACAAGGGCGUCGAAGUGCAGCUGCUGCUGUUCGAAUCGUUCGGCGGGUUCGGAAAGGGGGUCCGUGAGAUCCUCAGGAAGGCGGCGGACGUACUACAGAACAAGCUGACGCGGGCCCAGUACCUCGAUGAGGUGACUUGGACCACCAAGAGCUGGCUGGGGCUGCAGAAGCAGCGCAUCUCAGUCGUUCUUCACACGGCAAUCGCAGAGCAGAUUGUGAAUGAGCUUGCCUGUGGCGGGGGUGGGCGGGUGCACGGAGCUAAGUGCCUCGCCACCCUCGCAGGAGUCGCUUAG
Emiliania huxleyi CCMP1516 is the source of this 621-nucleotide messenger RNA. RefSeq lists its product as hypothetical. The coding region runs from base 1 to 621 and encodes 206 amino acids. The record is from RefSeq and is a predicted model, not a curated record. Lineage: Eukaryota; Haptophyta; Isochrysidales; Noelaerhabdaceae. The transcript is spliced from 4 exons.